AUGGACCAACACCGGCAGUUGUUAUUUUUGUUGGGAGUGGCGUGUCUGACGACUGCCGACACACACUCGUUUACCAAGGGAAACACAAACACCGAAAUCAUAUCCUCUCGGGAAGUUUCCCGGACUGAACCACCACCCCAGAACGAGCAGCCAUCCCAAGUCAAACUUCCAUUGCGAGAAGAACCUUUAUCCCAGAGCCAACUUUCAACUCAAAGUCAACUAACAACGCAUGUUGAAAAUUCUACUCACGCCCCUUGCAGAAGUGGUAGUAUUAACAACGAAGAUACCAACGAGUCCACAAUACCUACUUCGACUACUGUUAGCGUCGAGGCAGUCACUGACAGACUUCGCAACCAGGUGAUACGGUUGACUAAUGAGCUUAGUAAAGCGGUUGCCGCGCUACACAUCGCUCAGCAACGCGAACGAAAGCUAGCUAUAUUGGAAAGAGAGAAAUACAGUUAUGUAAAAGUGGCGUCAGAAAAGGUGCUGAGUCUAGUGGACAACGUGCAGCACGCCGAGAACGGAUUAGCCGCUGACACAUAUCGGGAACGGCAGGUCCAGCAGCGGCUGGCCCGCACCCAACGGACGCUGGGUCGAUCGCGCCGCCGGUUGCAGGUGAUCCGCCGACUGUUAGCCGGCGCGGAAGUGGGUCUGGUGCACUUGGAGAGCAGUAGGGUGCUAAGCAUGUGCAGCGGAAAUAGCAAGAAACCACAGGAAACGUAG
Messenger RNA from Melanaphis sacchari, 723 nucleotides. RefSeq lists its product as uncharacterized. The transcript is spliced from 2 exons. NCBI's taxonomy places the organism in Eukaryota, Metazoa, Arthropoda, Insecta, Hemiptera, Aphididae. The record is from RefSeq and is a predicted model, not a curated record. The coding region runs from base 1 to 723 and encodes 240 amino acids.